UUCUGUAUCCUGUAGUGAAUAACUGAGUGUCGCGUGGGUUUCUCCAGGAGUUGCAGUGUGGUCUCAGUCUGCGUGUACAGCUUGUUUUCUCUGGGCUGAUCUUCAGUGAAGUGCAGCAUGAGCUUCAUCACCUUCACCUGCUGCUCGACAGAAACACAAGAGAAACAGCCGCGCGAGAGCGCUUCCUCUCGGCCGAUCAAAGGCGCGUCUGUGCAGCUUUAACUCAGAUGAGCAUCACACUGCCGCAGAAGAGCCGCUUCACUUCUCAUUGUCUCUCUUAUCUUCCUCCAGGGUCUGCAUGGAGAUCGUUUCUGUGCACGUGAUUCUUCAGCAGAUGCUGUGAUGAAGGAGUGAAAGUGAUGGCAUCUUACCAUAGCUUGGACGAUGACGCAAUGGCUUUGAUGGUCCACGACACGAACGCGGUGAAGAAAGAAGAGUUCGCGAAGGACGCGCCGCUCCAGGAGCCGAGCUCGGAGAAGGUGGAAGCGUCUCAGAAGCCGCCUUACUCCUACGUGGCUCUGAUCGCCAUGGCCAUCCGGGAGAGCGCGGAAAAGAGACUGACCCUCUCCGGUAUCUACCAGUACAUCAUCACCAAGUUCCCCUUCUACGAGAAGAACAAGAAGGGCUGGCAGAACAGCAUCCGACACAACCUGAGUCUCAAUGAGUGCUUCAUUAAAGUUCCGCGUGAAGGCGGAGGGGAGCGCAAGGGGAACUACUGGACUCUGGAUCCGGCCUGCGAGGACAUGUUCGAGAAGGGCAACUACCGGCGCCGGAGGCGCAUGAAGCGGCCGUUCAGACCGCCAGCGGCUCACUUCCAGCCGGGCAAGGCUCUCUUCGGCGGGGAGGGAUACGGGAGCUUCCUCCCCGCACCCAAGUAUCUCCAAUCCGGCUUCAUGAACAACAGCUGGCCGCUCGCGCAACCGGCGCCGCCGAUGAGUUACGCGUCCUGCCAGAUGGCCAACGGCAACAUGAGUGCCAUGAAAGGGCUGUCAGGUCCGUCUUACAACCCCUACAGUCGAAUGCAAGCCAUGGGCCUGCCGAACAUGAUGAACUCGUACAGCGGGAUGGGGCAUCACCAGCACCCGGCGACCCCGGCGGCUCAGCAGUCCUCCCCGGCUCCGUCCAACUCCGCGUCCGCUCUACAGUUCACCUGCUCCCGCCAGCCGCCGGAGCUCUACUCGUACUGGGACCACGAGCUCAAGAACUCCUCGUUGCACUCGCGGAUUGACAUUUGAACCGAGGGAACGCGCGAAGGGGACUUGGAGCGUGGUGUGUUCUACGCAUCCGGUAAGGUAAACAGGGUGAAGAACAAACACUGACCUAAACUAUCUCGGUCCCCACAGAUGUUCUGGACUGCAUGGAUAAAGUUUUUCUUAUUCUCUAAAUUAGUAGUUUUUGAUGUGAUCGCUUCAGGAUAAAUGCGUUUUACGACGAAAGUGCCUUCAGUUUCCUGAUCGAAAAUUCAUUUGAGGACAGAACAGAAGGAAAAGCAUUGGCGAGGUUGUUACUGUGAUUUUUACAUUUGGAUUGUCAAACCAGCACUUAUUAAUUUGCAUUCAAUAAAUUUUGUUUUUGAUUAAAAUGUCUUCGACACUCGAUCACUUAAAAAAAGUGUAAUGCAUGCGCAAUGUAAAAAGAUUUUAAAAUCCAUGCAAUCUUUUUAUCGAUCCAAAUGCUCUUUAUGUGUGUAUAUAUACAACAAGGGUUCUUUAGAUUAUUAAAAUAUUCUUAACACUUGUUUCUUUAAAGAAAUGUUCUUUGAGCAACCCAAAAUGAAAGCAAAAGAAAAGCAGCCCUUUGUUUUUAAGAGUGUAUUCAGCCAAAAUGUGUGUUUUUUAUGCUGAAACUAAUCUUUCGAGUCAUGUAGAUAUGGAAAGAUCAGAAUCACAGAUUUCAAUUGGUUAACUAUUAUUUAUUUUUCAAAUCAAGAGAAAGAAACUAGUUGUGAGAAGGAUCAGUUAUUCUAAAAUAUGCCCUAUGUCCAAAGAAAAUAUAAUUAUUACAUCAAAACGCGCUUUAAAAUAAUGAGAAAAACACUCGAUUAAAAUAAGUGCUAUUCCUGCUUCUGGACAGAUUUGAUUCUGAUGAUGAAUCAGUGUAAAUGUGAUUGUAAGCCCGUGAUCUGAUGAUCAGUUUUAUUCGGUUCCGUGUAAACUAACAGACGAAAAUAAACUCAAAUCAUCAAAUCUAUCAGUGUUUAUUGUUCUGACACGAUCUCUGGGAAGAAAUUAAACUUAAUCUUAUAGUUCUUGUUCAAAUAAAUGU
This is a messenger RNA of Carassius auratus (goldfish), 2265 nucleotides long. RefSeq names its product forkhead box protein L2-like. The transcript is spliced from 2 exons. Gene Ontology annotation, biological process: anatomical structure morphogenesis; cell differentiation; regulation of transcription by RNA polymerase II. Bases 360 to 1235 code for a protein of 291 amino acids. NCBI's taxonomy places the organism in Eukaryota, Metazoa, Chordata, Actinopteri, Cypriniformes, Cyprinidae. The record is from RefSeq and is a predicted model, not a curated record. Gene Ontology annotation, molecular function: RNA polymerase II cis-regulatory region sequence-specific DNA binding; DNA-binding transcription factor activity, RNA polymerase II-specific.